AGGGUUUUAAUUCCUUCCCUCCGCUCCCCCUUUGAGCUCGCGAGCUGAGCUUUUCCGAGAUUCCCAGAUCGGAAAACUCCACCGCCACCGUCUCCAUCUUCAGGAAGAUAGUUCAACAAAAACUCUGUUUCUGUUAAGGAGAGUCAGUCAUCAUGAGUGCUCACAGGACACCUAAAACAGGAAGACAAUCUCUCCUCUUCCAAGACUUAGCUUCUCCCGUCUCCGCACGCCGCGGAAAAUUCUCAACCCCGGGGCAAGCAGCUGCCGUCUCCGCACUAUGGCGCGAGAAUCUCGGAGCCUCGGAUCUUCCACCUCCACCGAUGUAUACUCUCGACGACCGCUCAGAUUUCUCUCCUGAGUCUGGCAUUGCAGACUACUCCGCCUCUCCGGAUGUUAGAUCCGAGAGACGGACGACGCCUAUUCAGAGCUCUGGGAAGAACGUUGUGACUCCCGGUAAAGGGAAGUUGGAGGCAAGCUCGUCUUUUUCGCUGCUGAGUGGGCAACAGAGUCAGCAAGUGUCAGGGAGUCCGAGUUGGUGGUCGUCGCAGGCGAAGGGAGGAGGUGGUAGUAGUGCUGAGCAGGAGGAUAAAGGGAAAGGGUCUCCCGUUGAAGGUGUGGUUCAGCCUGGUGCGUUGGUUACUCUUCCGCCGCCGAGGGAAGUUGCUAGGCCUGAGGUUCAGAGGCAGGUUAUACCCACGGGGAAUGUUCAAGAGGAGGAGUGGGUUACUGUUUAUGGAUUUUCUCCAAGUGAUACAAAUUUGGUACUAAGAGAGUUUGAAAAGUGUGGGAUGAUCGUGAAACAUGUUCCUGGUCCAAGGAAUGCUAACUGGAUGCACAUCCUCUACCAGAACCGGUCCGACGCACAGAAGGCUCUGAGCAAAACCGGGAUGACGAUCAACGGAGUGAUAAUAGUAGGAGUAAAGCCAGUAGACCCAAUACAGAGGCAAGCCUUAAACGAAAGGCUGAACAACCAAGGAUUCAUGCCUUUACCUCCACCAUCAUCAACUAGAGAAACCGAGUUUAACACAGCUAGGGGAGCCUCUUCUCGUCCUCACUACUUGCAAAACGGAAGCGCCUUCUCCCCUCAACCAAACGGUGGCGCCAUGGCCGUUCCAUCAAAGUCGGUGGUCUCAAAGUUCGUUGACUUGAUGUUCGGUGUUUAAAAGUUUACACAGUUAAAUGGAAGUUUUUUUUUGUGGGUAGUGAGUGGUUAAGUAAAUUCAGAGCGUGGUUUCAAAUUGUAAGAGGUGUUUCAAAAUGGUCUUUGUAUUGACGACAGCUAUGAUUGGCAUAAAUCUGAUUUUAAAAAUUCAUUUUUGUAGCAGUUUAUUUUUGUUUGUAUUUGAGCAGACAGAGGUCGUGCCUCGUGCAGAGCGACCACC
Molecule: messenger RNA, 1382 nt
Organism: Eruca vesicaria subsp. sativa (arugula)
Lineage: Eukaryota; Viridiplantae; Streptophyta; Magnoliopsida; Brassicales; Brassicaceae
Source: the annotation of a GenBank genome assembly